CAGAAACAUGUGGGCUGGUGAUAGUUUACUUACAUGAGAUGAUGUUGAUCAUGUAGUUUGGUCAAGGACGUACAACAGCGGGCGACGCCCAGCGAUUUAAGAAACCACGAGUAUUUGGCAAAUGCUGCUUCAGAAAAGGUGGAUUUGGAAAAGUGGGCACGCAGCGCUGCAAGUGCACCUGAUCGUAUCGAUAUAUCCAAGCUCCAGUCAACAUCCAGUACCAAUAGCCAGUCGUCUUAGAAAGACCUCCCGGAUACAUAUCUCUCUCUACACUACCCCUCUCGACACACACACACAUAUCUCUUUCUCACACACACACACACUCUCUCUUUCUCUCUGUGUGUAUAUCUCUAAGACCCACACACGCAUGCACCACCCGCACUCGUAAAGCGACCAUCUUCUCAUAUAAAUAAAUAUAUAUAUAUAUCUUUCUCCUUCUUAUAUAAAAAUAUACAUAGCAACAACGCCACCCUUC
Molecule: messenger RNA, 475 nt
Organism: Zychaea mexicana
Lineage: Eukaryota; Fungi; Mucoromycota; Mucoromycetes; Mucorales; Lichtheimiaceae
Exons: 2
Coding region: 122-388 (88 amino acids)
Source: RefSeq, a predicted model, not a curated record